AAAGGCAACUUUUUAUCAGCUCUACAGUCAUGUCAGUACAUUUAAGCACAACAUUUUAGCCAGGGAAAGACAUACUACCUGCAGUUUUCUCUUUUAUUAUUUACGAAAUAUCAUCGAAAUUUGCUGACAUACAAAUAAAAUGCCAAUGAGUGAGGUCCAGUAGCUUUAUUGAGUUGGAAGACUAUGCAGCUCCGGCCAAUAUGUAUUAUUUAAACGUACAUGAAUUUUGUUGGGAUAGAUGAAUCUAUAUAAUUUAAGUCAAGUUUCUUUCUUUGGAAAAAAGGCCCUAUCCAGGAUGGUAGCCCUCUAGGCCUAGAAAGUGGGGCAAUCCCAGAUUCGAGCCUGACAGCUUUUAGUGAGUACAACGCCAACCACGGUCCGCGUCGAGCGCGGUUAAACAUGGCUAAAGUCGGAGCCCUGACUGGAGGAUGGUCUGCCAAAACAAACGAUUUGAACCAGUGGAUUCAGGUUGAUCUUUUAGCUACGUACAGCAUCGUAAGAGUGGCAACACAAGGUCGUGAGGAUUAUUCCCAGUGGGUAACCAGCUUCAAGAUUGCCUGCAGUAUGGAUAGUGUUACCUUUGAUACAGUUAAAGACCCCACUAACACCGACAACGACAAUAUCUUUCCCGGCAAUAGUGAUCGAAACACCGUGGUUUACAAUCGCUUUCCCGUGCCAAUGUCGUGUCGAUAUGUUCGCCUUUUACCUUACACAUGGCAUGAACAUAUUUCCCUUCGUAUGGAGUUCUUUGGAGAACUCCUUGGCCCUAUCCAGGAUGGUAGCCCUCUAGGCCUAGAAAGUGGGGCAAUCCCAGAUUCGAGCCUGACAGCUUUUAGUGAGUACAACGCCAACCACGGUCCGCGUCGAGCGCGGUUAAACAUGGCUAAAGUCGGAGCCCUGACUGGAGGAUGGUCUGCCAAAAUAAACGAUUUGAACCAGUGGAUUCAGGUUGAUCUUUUAGCUACGUACAGCAUCGUAAGAGUGGCAACACAAGGUCGUGAGGAUUAUUCCCAGUGGGUAACCAGCUUCAAGAUUGCCUGCAGUAUGGAUAGUGUUACCUUUGAUACAGUUAAAGACCCCACUAACACCGACAACGACAAUAUUUUUCCCGGCAAUAGUGAUCGAAACACCGUGGUUUACAAUCGCUUUCCCGUGCCAAUGUCGUAUCGAUAUGUUCGCCUUUUACCUUACACAUGGUAUCAACAUAUUUCCCUUCGUAUGGAGUUCUUUGGAGAACUCCUUGGCCCUAUCCAGGAUGGUAGCCCUCUAGGCCUAGAAAGUGGGGCAAUCCCAGAUUCGAGCCUGACAGCUUUUAGUGAGUACAACGCCAACCACGGUCCGCGUCGAGCACGGUUAAACAUGGCUAAAGUCGGAGCCCUGACUGGAGGAUGGUCUGCCAAAACAAACGAUUUGAACCAGUGGAUUCAGGUUGAUCUUUUAGCUACGUACAGCAUCGUAAGAGUGGCAACACAAGGUCGUGAGGAUUAUUCUCAGUGGGUAACCAGCUUCAAGAUUGCCUGCAGUAUGGAUAGUGUUACCUUUGAUACAGUUAAAGACCCCAAUAACACCGACAACGACAACAUCUUUCCAGGCAAUAGUGACCGAAACACCGUGGUUUACAAUCGCUUCCCUGAGCCAAUGACGUGUCGAUAUGUUCGGCUUUUACCUUACACUUGGCAUCAACAUAUUUCUCUUCGUAUGGAGCUCGUUGGAGAACUCCUUGCAUCAACUGAAGCAUCAACAACCUUGAAGACAUCAUGUAAAGGAGCUAUCGCUAUGAACGCUUCGCCCAGAACAUGUACAAAGCCCAUACAGCUGUUUACGAUUCUAUUCGGGGUCGUACUACGAUGGCUUUACUGAAUGGUACAAGCUAUUACGAGCACUUAACACGCAGUUACGAGUACUUUACGAAUAGGUACGUAUACUUUACGUAUUCUUACGUAUUGUUUACGAUUUUGGAAAACGUACGAAAUCUACAAAAUCGCAACUAAAAUCGUAACUAACCAGUAGCCUUUCGUAACAACUCGUAAACAGGUCAUAAAAUACCCAUAAUUAACUCAUAGUUAUCUGUCGCAACUCGUAACAACUCGUAAAAUUGUUUCCGUAAAUACAUCGUAAUAACUCGUAACAAUCCGUAAUAGACCGUAAAUAGCUCGUAAUAACUUGUAACAACUCCUAAAUCGAAAAUGAUAUCGCUAGUGACAUUCGUAUUUCUCGCAAUGUAUGGUCAACAAGGGAUCUAAAAGAUCACGACGUUUCGUGUGCCGCUGCUACACUCCGUCAGGUGAUAAAGUAUAUUAUUAAGCAAGCGUCUUUUAUGCUAGGAGUCCACUGGGCCAGCGCCAGUUGGUGCCAGUUUGCGCC
Molecule: messenger RNA, 2364 nt
Organism: Strongylocentrotus purpuratus (purple sea urchin)
Lineage: Eukaryota; Metazoa; Echinodermata; Echinoidea; Camarodonta; Strongylocentrotidae
Product: lactadherin-like
Exons: 10
Coding region: 400-1860 (486 amino acids)
Source: RefSeq, a predicted model, not a curated record